AUGGUCCUAAUUUCAAACCAUACUAGUCCCCAGGAUAUAUGGUACAUUUUGAUUGGAAUCCCUGGACUGGAAGAUUUGUAUACCUGGAUCGCCAUCCCCAUCUGUUCUAUGUACAUUGUGGCUGUCAUAGGCAAUGUCUUCCUGGUCUUCCUGAUAGUGACCGAGCACAGUCUCCACGAGCCCAUGUACUUUUUCCUCUCCAUGCUGGCCUUAGCUGAUGUCCUGCUCUCCACAAGCACAGCCCCCAAGAUGCUGGCCAUCUUCUGGUUCCAUUCCAGGAUGAUAUCCUUUGGUAGCUGUGUAUCGCAGAUGUUCUUCAUACAUUUCAUCUUUGUGGCAGAAUCUGCUAUUCUCCUGGCCAUGGCAUUUGAUCGCUAUGUGGCCGUCUGUUACCCACUGAGAUACACCACCAUCCUCACCUCCUCAGUCAUUAGGAAGAUCGGCACAGCAGCUGUGGUCAGGAGUUUUUUCAUUUGCUGUCCAUUCAUCUUCCUAGUAUAUCGUCUUUUAUAUUGUGGGAGGAACAUAAUUCCCCAUUCCUACUGUGAGCACAUGGGCAUUGCCAGAUUGGCAUGUGAUGAUAUCAAGGGCAACAUCAUAUAUGGACUAACCAUGGCCCUCUUGUCUACAGGGUUGGAUGUAAUACUCAUCAUUAUUUCCUACACUAUGAUUCUGUGCACAGUUUUUCAGAUUCCUUCCUGGACUGCCAGAUACAAGGCCCUUAACACAUGUGGGUCCCACAUUUGUGUCAUUCUUAUGUUCUACACACCAGCAUUCUUUUCAUUUUUUGCCCAUCGCUUUGGAGGCAAAACCAUCCCUCGUCACAUUCACACCCUGGUGGCCAACCUCUACGUGGUGGUACCCCCAAUGCUCAACCCUAUCAUUUAUGGAGUGAAGACCAAGCAAAUCCAAGAUCGAGUGAUUUUGUUUUUCUCCUCUAUGAGUAUGUGUUGUUAA
Nannospalax galili (Upper Galilee mountains blind mole rat) is the source of this 957-nucleotide messenger RNA. Its product is annotated as olfactory receptor 52Z1. The transcript has 2 exons. Gene Ontology annotation, cellular component: membrane. The record is from RefSeq and is a predicted model, not a curated record. NCBI's taxonomy places the organism in Eukaryota, Metazoa, Chordata, Mammalia, Rodentia, Spalacidae. Gene Ontology annotation, biological process: G protein-coupled receptor signaling pathway. Bases 1 to 957 code for a protein of 318 amino acids. Gene Ontology annotation, molecular function: olfactory receptor activity; G protein-coupled receptor activity.